This is a messenger RNA of Myotis davidii, 1820 nucleotides long. It is a transcript of the gene PSTPIP1, whose product is annotated as proline-serine-threonine phosphatase interacting protein 1. Bases 466 to 1647 code for a protein of 393 amino acids. The record is from RefSeq and is a predicted model, not a curated record. Gene Ontology annotation, molecular function: actin filament binding. Lineage: Eukaryota; Metazoa; Chordata; Mammalia; Chiroptera; Vespertilionidae. The transcript has 16 exons. Gene Ontology annotation, biological process: actin filament polymerization. Gene Ontology annotation, cellular component: actin filament; plasma membrane; cytoplasm.
AACAAAAUAGACAGCUCUUUUACUACCUCUGGCAGCUCAUCUCUAGCUUGCGGGUGUCUUCUGAGGUGUUGCAGACAGCAUCAGCCAAGUCGGGGGAAGACUGGGUCAACACUGUUAGGACUGGGACAGUGUGCCUGGUUCCUGGAUCUCGUUCAGCUCUGUCUGUGGGAGGAGAGAAAUCUUUGUCGUGGCAGCCUGAGGAUGAUGCCCCAGCUUCAAUUCAGAGAUGCCUUUUGGAGCUUUCCUGAGUACCUCCUCCAGAAGCCUCAAGAGAUAGCCUGUAGCCCUGAUCUGGUCCCUUCAUGGGGAAUGUGAGACCCAGAGUGGCCACCCACAGAGCAUAGAUGGCAGUCCUGUGAUCCACAUCUGGCUUGAGCAAGCCUCUCAAAGGAGGGAACUGCAUCUGUUGGCCACCUGGCAUCCUAUCUCAAGUGCAGGGACUUCACAGCCCACACAGGCUAUGAGAUGCUGCUGCAGCGGCUGCUGGAUGGCAGGAAGAUGUGCAAGGACAUGGAGGAGCUUCUGAGGCAGAGGGCCCAAGCAGAGGAGCGGUACGGGAAGGAGCUGGUACAGAUCGCCCGGAAAGCAGGUGGCCAGACAGAGAUCAACUCCCUGAGGGCCUCCUUUGACUCCCUGAAGCAGCAAAUGGAAGACAUUGGCAACUCCCACAUGCAGCUGGCCCUGGCCCUGCGUGAGGAGCUCCGCAGCCUUGAGGACUUCCGAGAGAGGCAGAAGGAGCAGAGAAAAAAGUACGAGGCUGUCAUGGACCGUGUUCAGAAGAGCAAGCUGUCACUCUAUAAGAAGGUCAUGGAGUCCAAGAAGACAUAUGAGCAGAAGUGCCGGGACGCAGAUGACGCCGAGCAGGCCUUCGAGCGUAUUAGCAUCAGCGGCCAACAGAAACAGGUGGAAAAGAGCCAGAACAAAGCCAAGCAGUGCAAGGACUCAGCCAUGGAGGCAGAGCGGGUAUACAGACAAAACAUUGAGCAUCUGGAGAAGGUACGGGGCGAGUGGGAGCAGGAGCAUCAAACCACCUGUGAGGCCUUCCAGCUUCAAGAGUUUGACAGGCUGACCAUCCUCCGAAAUGCCCUAUGGGUGCACUGCAACCAGCUCUCCAUGCAGUGCGUCAAGGAUGAUGAGCUCUACGAGGAGGUUCGGGUGACGCUGGAAGGCUGCAGUGUGGAAGCCGACAUCAACAGCUUCAUCCAGGCUAAGAGUACAGGCACUGAGCCCCCAGCUCCAGUACCCUACCAGAACUACUAUGAUCGGGAAGUCACCAUAUCAUCUGGCAGCCCUGGCAUACAACCUUCCUGUGGCAUGAUAAAAAGAUUCUCUGGGCUGCUGCAUGGAAGUCCCAAGACUGCACAGUCGGCAGCCUCUGCAGCCUCCACAGACACCCUGACUCCCACCCCCAAUCAGAAUGAGGGUGUCUACGCUGCUGUCGCAGUGCAGGAGGCACCAGGACCCCCGACCCUGCCAGCCCGGGACUACAGGGUGGUCUAUGACUACAAAGCCCAGAAUUCUGAUGAGCUGGACAUCUCUGCUGGGGACAUCCUGGAGGUCAUCCUAGAAGGGGAGGAUGGCUGGUGGACAGUGGAACAGAAUGGGCAGCGUGGCUUUGUACCUGGUUCCUAUCUGGAGAAGCUCUGAAGAAGGGGCAACAGCCCCCACCUGGACCUGCCCUAUCUGUGGGGCCAGCAGUGUCUUUGUCACUGCAAGGCUGAGUCUCCAAGACCAAGCCAGCCCCACAACCCCAUUAGUGCUGGCUGCUCCCAUUGCAGUCUCUCAAACAGGGAAUAAAGGAGUACAUUCUUCCUCCUUGG